GUAAAAUAAAAUAAAAUUAAACCAGUACCUUCUCAGUUAUCCAGAAGGUUUUGAUUUGGUUUUCCUUAACAUCCUUCGUCGCCGGAAUUUGACGACUAAUAUCAGACUUCAUCAGCUUACGUCGAUCUACGUACGACGGCUAUGACGAUGACGUCGAUCAUCAGAUCCAGUCCUACUCUCGCUUUCAUCGUCUUACAGAUUUGCUUCAUCUUCUUUGCUUCCACUUUCCCUUGCUCUUCUGGGUCUGAGGAUAGUUACACCAUUACUGGUAGAGUCAAGAUUCCACCAAGCAACGUGAUUGGUCACAUAGCAAAGUUCUCAAAUGUCAAAGUUAUACUCAAUGGUGGACAGAAGAUUACGUUUCUCAGGCCUGAUGGAUACUUUACUUUUCAUGAAGUGCCUGCUGGGACUCAUUUGAUUGAAGUAUCAGCAAUGGGUUACUUCUUUUCUCCGGUACGAGUAGAUGUUAGUGCUCGGCAUCGUGGCAAGGUUCAAGCAACACUAACAGAAACCAGGAGGAGUCUUACUGAGCUGGUUUUGGAGCCAUUGAAGGAAGAGCAAUAUUAUGAGAUUCGAGAGCCUUUCAACAUUAUGUCGAUCGUGAAAAGUCCAAUGGGUCUCAUGGUGGGAUUCAUGGUCGUUGUUGUGUUCCUAAUGCCCAAAUUAAUGGAAAACAUAGAUCCAGAGGAGAUGAAGCAAGCACAAGAGGAAAUGAGGAGACAAGGCGUGCCUUCGCUCACAAGCUUGUUACCAGGCGCUGGGGCUAGCCGCUAAGAGUUCCUCGGUUAACUCAAUGUAUCACAAAAGGAAUGAAGAGAGAUUUCUCAGUGAUCUGAGUGAGUUUGGUUGUUCAUCUGCAAGUGAUGAUUUAUUAAAGUUCUCCUUUUGAGUAUCUGAUAUGUAUAGUCAACUUGUUUCUAAAACCAGAAAUGGUCAUCUUAUUGUUUGUCCUCGACGUCAACUUGUGCUUAUGAUAUGUAACAUUAUUUUAUUUUUUUAUUUUGGCUUUGAAAUAUUAAACUUGGGAACAAGGAGAGCUCGUUUGGUAUCUUUCUAAUCGGGUGUAACAUCAUGUUUCAUCUAUAUAGAAAAAGUUUUAUACAUUCUCACUUUUAACAUUUUGAUACUAUUAUAAAUAUUUU
This is a messenger RNA of Arabidopsis thaliana (thale cress), 1142 nucleotides long. RefSeq names its product ER membrane protein complex subunit-like protein (DUF2012). The transcript has 7 exons. The record is from RefSeq and is marked reviewed. Gene Ontology annotation, cellular component: membrane. Bases 142 to 774 code for a protein of 210 amino acids. Gene Ontology annotation, molecular function: carbohydrate binding. NCBI's taxonomy places the organism in Eukaryota, Viridiplantae, Streptophyta, Magnoliopsida, Brassicales, Brassicaceae.